AUGCCAUGUGUGCUGUCGACACUAUUCCUUCAUGCCAUGUGUGCUGUCGACACUAUUCCUUCAUGCCAUGUGUGCUGUCGACACUAUUCCUUCAUGCCAUGUGUGCUGUCGACACUAUUCCUUCAUGCCAUGUGUGCUGUCGACACUAUUCCUUCAUGCCAUGUGUGCUGUCGACACUAUUCCUUCAUGCCAUGUGUGCUGUCGACACUAUUCCUUCAUGCCAUGUGUGCUGUCGACACUAUUCCUUCAUGCCAUGUGUGCUGUCGACACUAUUCCUUCAUGCCAUGUGUGCUGUCGACACUAUUCCUUCAUGCCAUGUGUGCUGUCGACACUAUUCCUUCAUGCCAUGUGUGCUGUCGACACUAUUCCUUCAUGCCAUGUGUGCUGUCGACACUAUUCCUUCAUGCCAUGUGUGCUGUCGACACUAUUCCUUCAUGCCAUGUGUGCUGUCGACACUAUUCCUUCAUGCCAUGUGUGCUGUCGACACUAUUCCUUCAUGCCAUGUGUGCUGUCGACACUAUUCCUUCAUGCCAUGUGUGCUGUCGACACUAUUCCUUCAUGCCAUGUGUGCUGUCGACACUAUUCCUUCAUGCCAUGUGUGCUGUCGACACUAUUCCUUCAUGCCAUGUGUGCUGUCGACACUAUUCCUUCAUGCCAUGUGUGCUGUCGACACUAUUCCUUCAUGCCAUGUGUGCUGUCGACACUAUUCCUUCAUGCCAUGUGUGCUGUCGACACUAUUCCUUCAUGCCAUGUGUGCUGUCGACACUAUUCCUUCAUGCCAUGUGUGCUGUCGACACUAUUCCUUCAUGCCAUGUGUGCUGUCGACACUAUUCCUUCAUGCCAUGUGUGCUGUCGACACUAUUCCUUCAUGCCAUGUGUGCUGUCGACACUAUUCCUUCAUGCCAUGUGUGCUGUCGACACUAUUCCUUCAUGCCAUGUGUGCUGUCGACACUAUUCCUUCAUGCCAUGUGUGCUGUCGACACUAUUCCUUCAUGCCAUGUGUGCUGUCGACACUAUUCCUUUAUGCCAUGUGUGCUGUCGACACUAUUCCUUCAUGCCAUGUGUGCUGUCGACACUAUUCCUUCAUGCCAUGUGUGCUGUCGACACUAUUCCUUCAUGCCAUGUGUGUUGUCGACACUAUUCCUUCAUGCCAUGUGUGCUGUCGACACUAUUCCUUCAUGCCAUGUGUGCUGUCGACACUAUUCCUUCAUGCCAUGUGUGCUGUCGACACUAUUCCUUCAUGCCAUGUGUGCUGUCGACACUAUUCCUUCAUGCCAUGUGUGCUGUCGACACUAUUCCUUCAUGCCAUGUGUGCUGUCGACACUAUUCCUUCAUGCCAUGUGUGCUGUCGACACUAUUCCUUCAUGCCAUGUGUGCUGUCGACACUAUUCCUUCAUGCCAUGUGUGCUGUCGACACUAUUCCUUCAUGCCAUGUGUGCUGUCGACACUAUUCCUUCAUGCCAUGUGUGCUGUCGACACUAUUCCUUCAUGCCAUGUGUGCUGUCGACACUAUUCCUUCAUGCCAUGUGUGCUGUCGACACUAUUCCUUCAUGCCAUGUGUGCUGUCGACACUAUUCCUUCAUGCCAUGUGUGCUGUCGACACUAUUCCUUCAUGCCAUGUGUGCUGUCGACACUAUUCCUUCAUGCCAUGUGUGCUGUCGACACUAUUCCUUCAUGCCAUGUGUGCUGUCGACACUAUUCCUUCAUGCCAUGUGUGCUGUCGACACUAUUCCUUCAUGCCAUGUGUGCUGUCGACACUAUUCCUUCAUGCCAUGUGUGCUGUCGACACUAUUCCUUCAUGCCAUGUGUGCUGUCGACACUAUUCCUUCAUGCCAUGUGUGCUUGUCGACACUAUUCCUUCAUGCCAUGUGUGCUGUCGACACUAUUCCUUCAUGCCAUGUGUGCUGUCGACACUAUUCCUUCAUGCCAUGUGUGCUGUCGACACUAUUCCUUCAUGCCAUGUGUGCUGUCGACACUAUUCCUUCAUGCCAUGUGUGCUGUCGACACUAUUCCUUCAUGCCAUGUGUGCUGUCGACACUAUUCCUUCAUGCCAUGUGUGCUGUCGACACUAUUCCUUCAUGCCAUGUGUGCUGUCGACACUAUUCCUUCAUGCCAUGUGUGCUGUCGACACUAUUCCUUCAUGCCAUGUGUGCUGUCGACACUAUUCCUUCAUGCCAUGUGUGCUGUCGACACUAUUCCUUCAUGCCAUGUGUGCUGUCGACACUAUUCCUUCAUGCCAUGUGUGCUGUCGACACUAUUCCUUCAUGCCAUGUGUGCUGUCGACACUAUUCCUUCAUGCCAUGUGUGCUGUCGACACUAUUCCUUCAUGCCAUGUGUGCUGUCGACACUAUUCCUUCAUGCCAUGUGUGCUGUCGACACUAUUCCUUCAUGCCAUGUGUGCUGUCGACACUAUUCCUUCAUGCCAUGUGUGCUGUCGACACUAUUCCUUCAUGCCAUGUGUGCUGUCGACACUAUUCCUUCAUGCCAUGUGUGCUGUCGACACUAUUCCUUCAUGCCAUGUGUGCUGUCGACACUAUUCCUUCAUGCCAUGUGUGCUGUCGACACUAUUCCUUCAUGCCAUGUGUGCUGUCGACACUAUUCCUUCAUGCCAUGUGUGCUGUCGACACUAUUCCUUCAUGCCAUGUGUGCUGUCGACACUAUUCCUUCAUGCCAUGUGUGCUGUCGACACUAUUCCUUCAUGCCAUGUGUGCUGUCGACACUAUUCCUUCAUGCCAUGUGUGCUGUCGACACUAUUCCUUCAUGCCAUGUGUGCUGUCGACACUAUUCCUUCAUGCCAUGUGUGCUGUCGACACUAUUCCUUCAUGCCAUGUGUGCUGUCGACACUAUUCCUUCAUGCCAUGUGUGCUGUCGACACUAUUCCUUCAUGCCAUGUGUGCUGUCGACACUAUUCCUUCAUGCCAUGUGUGCUGUCGACACUAUUCCUUCAUGCCAUGUGUGCUGUCGACACUAUUCCUUCAUGCCAUGUGUGCUGUCGACACUAUUCCUUCAUGCCAUGUGUGCUGUCGACACUAUUCCUUCAUGCCAUGUGUGCUGUCGACACUAUUCCUUCAUGCCAUGUGUGCUGUCGACACUAUUCCUUCAUGCCAUGUGUGCUGUCGACACUAUUCCUUCAUGCCAUGUGUGCUGUCGACACUAUUCCUUCAUGCCAUGUGUGCUGUCGACACUAUUCCUUCAUGCCAUGUGUGCUGUCGACACUAUUCCUUCAUGCCAUGUGUGCUGUCGACACUAUUCCUUCAUGCCAUGUGUGCUGUCGACACUAUUCCUUCAUGCCAUGUGUGCUGUCGACACUAUUCCUUCAUGCCAUGUGUGCUGUCGACACUAUUCCUUCAUGCCAUGUGUGCUGUCGACACUAUUCCUUCAUGCCAUGUGUGCUGUCGACACUAUUCCUUCAUGCCAUGUGUGCUGUCGACACUAUUCCUUCAUGCCAUGUGUGCUGUCGACACUAUUCCUUCAUGCCAUGUGUGCUGUCGACACUAUUCCUUCAUGCCAUGUGUGCUGUCGACACUAUUCCUUCAUGCCAUGUGUGCUGUCGACACUAUUCCUUCAUGCCAUGUGUGCUGUCGACACUAUUCCUUCAUGCCAUGUGUGCUGUCGACACUAUUCCUUCAUGCCAUGUGUGCUGUCGACACUAUUCCUUCAUGCCAUGUGUGCUGUCGACACUAUUCCUUCAUGCCAUGUGUGCUGUCGACACUAUUCCUUCAUGCCAUGUGUGCUGUCGACACUAUUCCUUCAUGCCAUGUGUGCUGUCGACACUAUUCCUUCAUGCCAUGUGUGCUGUCGACACUAUUCCUUCAUGCCAUGUGUGCUGUCGACACUAUUCCUUCAUGCCAUGUGUGCUGUCGACACUAUUCCUUCAUGCCAUGUGUGCUGUCGACACUAUUCCUUCAUGCCAUGUGUGCUGUCGACACUAUUCCUUCAUGCCAUGUGUGCUGUCGACACUAUUCCUUCAUGCCAUGUGUGCUGUCGACACUAUUCCUUCAUGCCAUGUGUGCUGUCGACACUAUUCCUUCAUGCCAUGUGUGCUGUCGACACUAUUCCUUCAUGCCAUGUGUGCUGUCGACACUAUUCCUUCAUGCCAUGUGUGCUGUCGACACUAUUCCUUCAUGCCAUGUGUGCUGUCGACACUAUUCCUUCAUGCCAUGUGUGCUGUCGACACUAUUCCUUCAUGCCAUGUGUGCUGUCGACACUAUUCCUUCAUGCCAUGUGUGCUGUCGACACUAUUCCUUCAUGCCAUGUGUGCUGUCGACACUAUUCCUUCAUGCCAUGUGUGCUGUCGACACUAUUCCUUCAUGCCAUGUGUGCUGUCGACACUAUUCCUUCAUGCCAUGUGUGCUGUCGACACUAUUCCUUCAUGCCAUGUGUGCUGUCGACACUAUUCCUUCAUGCCAUGUGUGCUGUCGACACUAUUCCUUCAUGCCAUGUGUGCUGUCGACACUAUUCCUUCAUGCCAUGUGUGCUGUCGACACUAUUCCUUCAUGCCAUGUGUGCUGUCGACACUAUUCCUUCAUGCCAUGUGUGCUGUCGACACUAUUCCUUCAUGCCAUGUGUGCUGUCGACACUAUUCCUUCAUGCCAUGUGUGCUGUCGACACUAUUCCUUCAUGCCAUGUGUGCUGUCGACACUAUUCCUUCAUGCCAUGUGUGCUGUCGACACUAUUCCUUCAUGCCAUGUGUGCUGUCGACACUAUUCCUUCAUGCCAUGUGUGCUGUCGACACUAUUCCUUCAUGCCAUGUGUGCUGUCGACACUAUUCCUUCAUGCCAUGUGUGCUGUCGACACUAUUCCUUCAUGCCAUGUGUGCUGUCGACACUAUUCCUUCAUGCCAUGUGUGCUGUCGACACUAUUCCUUCAUGCCAUGUGUGCUGUCGACACUAUUCCUUCAUGCCAUGUGUGCUGUCGACACUAUUCCUUCAUGCCAUGUGUGCUGUCGACACUAUUCCUUCAUGCCAUGUGUGCUGUCGACACUAUUCCUUCAUGCCAUGUGUGCUGUCGACACUAUUCCUUCAUGCCAUGUGUGCUGUCGACACUAUUCCUUCAUGCCAUGUGUGCUGUCGACACUAUUCCUUCAUGCCAUGUGUGCUGUCGACACUAUUCCUUCAUGCCAUGUGUGCUGUCGACACUAUUCCUUCAUGCCAUGUGUGCUGUCGACACUAUUCCUUCAUGCCAUGUGUGCUGUCGACACUAUUCCUUCAUGCCAUGUGUGCUGUCGACACUAUUCCUUCAUGCCAUGUGUGCUGUCGACACUAUUCCUUCAUGCCAUGUGUGCUGUCGACACUAUUCCUUCAUGCCAUGUGUGCUGUCGACACUAUUCCUUCAUGCCAUGUGUGCUGUCGACACUAUUCCUUCAUGCCAUGUGUGCUGUCGACACUAUUCCUUCAUGCCAUGUGUGCUGUCGACACUAUUCCUUCAUGCCAUGUGUGCUGUCGACACUAUUCCUUCAUGCCAUGUGUGCUGUCGACACUAUUCCUUCAUGCCAUGUGUGCUGUCGACACUAUUCCUUCAUGCCAUGUGUGCUGUCGACACUAUUCCUUCAUGCCAUGUGUGCUGUCGACACUAUUCCUUCAUGCCAUGUGUGCUGUCGACACUAUUCCUUCAUGCCAUGUGUGCUGUCGACACUAUUCCUUCAUGCCAUGUGUGCUGUCGACACUAUUCCUUCAUGCCAUGUGUGCUGUCGACACUAUUCCUUCAUGCCAUGUGUGCUGUCGACACUAUUCCUUCAUGCCAUGUGUGCUGUCGACACUAUUCCUUCAUGCCAUGUGUGCUGUCGACACUAUUCCUUCAUGCCAUGUGUGCUGUCGACACUAUUCCUUCAUGCCAUGUGUGCUGUCGACACUAUUCCUUCAUGCCAUGUGUGCUGUCGACACUAUUCCUUCAUGCCAUGUGUGCUGUCGACACUAUUCCUUCAUGCCAUGUGUGCUGUCGACACUAUUCCUUCAUGCCAUGUGUGCUGUCGACACUAUUCCUUCAUGCCAUGUGUGCUGUCGACACUAUUCCUUCAUGCCAUGUGUGCUGUCGACACUAUUCCUUCAUGCCAUGUGUGCUGUCGACACUAUUCCUUCAUGCCAUGUGUGCUGUCGACACUAUUCCUUCAUGCCAUGUGUGCUGUCGACACUAUUCCUUCAUGCCAUGUGUGCUGUCGACACUAUUCCUUCAUGCCAUGUGUGCUGUCGACACUAUUCCUUCAUGCCAUGUGUGCUGUCGACACUAUUCCUUCAUGCCAUGUGUGCUGUCGACACUAUUCCUUCAUGCCAUGUGUGCUGUCGACACUAUUCCUUCAUGCCAUGUGUGCUGUCGACACUAUUCCUUCAUGCCAUGUGUGCUGUCGACACUAUUCCUUCAUGCCAUGUGUGCUGUCGACACUAUUCCUUCAUGCCAUGUGUGCUGUCGACACUAUUCCUUCAUGCCAUGUGUGCUGUCGACACUAUUCCUUCAUGCCAUGUGUGCUGUCGACACUAUUCCUUCAUGCCAUGUGUGCUGUCGACACUAUUCCUUCAUGCCAUGUGUGCUGUCGACACUAUUCCUUCAUGCCAUGUGUGCUGUCGACACUAUUCCUUCAUGCCAUGUGUGCUGUCGACACUAUUCCUUCAUGCCAUGUGUGCUGUCGACACUAUUCCUUCAUGCCAUGUGUGCUGUCGACACUAUUCCUUCAUGCCAUGUGUGCUGUCGACACUAUUCCUUCAUGCCAUGUGUGCUGUCGACACUAUUCCUUCAUGCCAUGUGUGCUGUCGACACUAUUCCUUCAUGCCAUGUGUGCUGUCGACACUAUUCCUUCAUGCCAUGUGUGCUGUCGACACUAUUCCUUCAUGCCAUGUGUGCUGUCGACACUAUUCCUUCAUGCCAUGUGUGCUGUCGACACUAUUCCUUCAUGCCAUGUGUGCUGUCGACACUAUUCCUUCAUGCCAUGUGUGCUGUCGACACUAUUCCUUCAUGCCAUGUGUGCUGUCGACACUAUUCCUUCAUGCCAUGUGUGCUGUCGACACUAUUCCUUCAUGCCAUGUGUGCUGUCGACACUAUUCCUUCAUGCCAUGUGUGCUGUCGACACUAUUCCUUCAUGCCAUGUGUGCUGUCGACACUAUUCCUUCAUGCCAUGUGUGCUGUCGACACUAUUCCUUCAUGCCAUGUGUGCUGUCGACACUAUUCCUUCAUGCCAUGUGUGCUGUCGACACUAUUCCUUCAUGCCAUGUGUGCUGUCGACACUAUUCCUUCAUGCCAUGUGUGCUGUCGACACUAUUCCUUCAUGCCAUGUGUGCUGUCGACACUAUUCCUUCAUGCCAUGUGUGCUGUCGACACUAUUCCUUCAUGCCAUGUGUGCUGUCGACACUAUUCCUUCAUGCCAUGUGUGCUGUCGACACUAUUCCUUCAUGCCAUGUGUGCUGUCGACACUAUUCCUUCAUGCCAUGUGUGCUGUCGACACUAUUCCUUCAUGCCAUGUGUGCUGUCGACACUAUUCCUUCAUGCCAUGUGUGCUGUCGACACUAUUCCUUCAUGCCAUGUGUGCUGUCGACACUAUUCCUUCAUGCCAUGUGUGCUGUCGACACUAUUCCUUCAUGCCAUGUGUGCUGUCGACACUAUUCCUUCAUGCCAUGUGUGCUGUCGACACUAUUCCUUCAUGCCAUGUGUGCUGUCGACACUAUUCCUUCAUGCCAUGUGUGCUGUCGACACUAUUCCUUCAUGCCAUGUGUGCUGUCGACACUAUUCCUUCAUGCCAUGUGUGCUGUCGACACUAUUCCUUCAUGCCAUGUGUGCUGUCGACACUAUUCCUUCAUGCCAUGUGUGCUGUCGACACUAUUCCUUCAUGCCAUGUGUGCUGUCGACACUAUUCCUUCAUGCCAUGUGUGCUGUCGACACUAUUCCUUCAUGCCAUGUGUGCUGUCGACACUAUUCCUUCAUGCCAUGUGUGCUGUCGACACUAUUCCUUCAUGCCAUGUGUGCUGUCGACACUAUUCCUUCAUGCCAUGUGUGCUGUCGACACUAUUCCUUCAUGCCAUGUGUGCUGUCGACACUAUUCCUUCAUGCCAUGUGUGCUGUCGACACUAUUCCUUCAUGCCAUGUGUGCUGUCGACACUAUUCCUUCAUGCCAUGUGUGCUGUCGACACUAUUCCUUCAUGCCAUGUGUGCUGUCGACACUAUUCCUUCAUGCCAUGUGUGCUGUCGACACUAUUCCUUCAUGCCAUGUGUGCUGUCGACACUAUUCCUUCAUGCCAUGUGUGCUGUCGACACUAUUCCUUCAUGCCAUGUGUGCUGUCGACACUAUUCCUUCAUGCCAUGUGUGCUGUCGACACUAUUCCUUCAUGCCAUGUGUGCUGUCGACACUAUUCCUUCAUGCCAUGUGUGCUGUCGACACUAUUCCUUCAUGCCAUGUGUGCUGUCGACACUAUUCCUUCAUGCCAUGUGUGCUGUCGACACUAUUCCUUCAUGCCAUGUGUGCUGUCGACACUAUUCCUUCAUGCCAUGUGUGCUGUCGACACUAUUCCUUCAUGCCAUGUGUGCUGUCGACACUAUUCCUUCAUGCCAUGUGUGCUGUCGACACUAUUCCUUCAUGCCAUGUGUGCUGUCGACACUAUUCCUUCAUGCCAUGUGUGCUGUCGACACUAUUCCUUCAUGCCAUGUGUGCUGUCGACACUAUUCCUUCAUGCCAUGUGUGCUGUCGACACUAUUCCUUCAUGCCAUGUGUGCUGUCGACACUAUUCCUUCAUGCCAUGUGUGCUGUCGACACUAUUCCUUCAUGCCAUGUGUGCUGUCGACACUAUUCCUUCAUGCCAUGUGUGCUGUCGACACUAUUCCUUCAUGCCAUGUGUGCUGUCGACACUAUUCCUUCAUGCCAUGUGUGCUGUCGACACUAUUCCUUCAUGCCAUGUGUGCUGUCGACACUAUUCCUUCAUGCCAUGUGUGCUGUCGACACUAUUCCUUCAUGCCAUGUGUGCUGUCGACACUAUUCCUUCAUGCCAUGUGUGCUGUCGACACUAUUCCUUCAUGCCAUGUGUGCUGUCGACACUAUUCCUUCAUGCCAUGUGUGCUGUCGACACUAUUCCUUCAUGCCAUGUGUGCUGUCGACACUAUUCCUUCAUGCCAUGUGUGCUGUCGACACUAUUCCUUCAUGCCAUGUGUGCUGUCGACACUAUUCCUUCAUGCCAUGUGUGCUGUCGACACUAUUCCUUCAUGCCAUGUGUGCUGUCGACACUAUUCCUUCAUGCCAUGUGUGCUGUCGACACUAUUCCUUCAUGCCAUGUGUGCUGUCGACACUAUUCCUUCAUGCCAUGUGUGCUGUCGACACUAUUCCUUCAUGCCAUGUGUGCUGUCGACACUAUUCCUUCAUGCCAUGUGUGCUGUCGACACUAUUCCUUCAUGCCAUGUGUGCUGUCGACACUAUUCCUUCAUGCCAUGUGUGCUGUCGACACUAUUCCUUCAUGCCAUGUGUGCUGUCGACACUAUUCCUUCAUGCCAUGUGUGCUGUCGACACUAUUCCUUCAUGCCAUGUGUGCUGUCGACACUAUUCCUUCAUGCCAUGUGUGCUGUCGACACUAUUCCUUCAUGCCAUGUGUGCUGUCGACACUAUUCCUUCAUGCCAUGUGUGCUGUCGACACUAUUCCUUCAUGCCAUGUGUGCUGUCGACACUAUUCCUUCAUGCCAUGUGUGCUGUCGACACUAUUCCUUCAUGCCAUGUGUGCUGUCGACACUAUUCCUUCAUGCCAUGUGUGCUGUCGACACUAUUCCUUCAUGCCAUGUGUGCUGUCGACACUAUUCCUUCAUGCCAUGUGUGCUGUCGACACUAUUCCUUCAUGCCAUGUGUGCUGUCGACACUAUUCCUUUAUGCCAUGUGUGCUGUCGACACUAUUCCUUCAUGCCAUGUGUGCUGUCGACACUAUUCCUUCAUGCCAUGUGUGCUGUCGACACUAUUCCUUCAUGCCAUGUGUGCUGUCGACACUAUUCCUUCAUGCCAUGUGUGCUGUCGACACUAUUCCUUCAUGCCAUGUGUGCUGUCGACACUAUUCCUUCAUGCCAUGUGUGCUGUCGACACUAUUCCUUCAUGCCAUGUGUGCUGUCGACACUAUUCCUUCAUGCCAUGUGUGCUGUCGACACUAUUCCUUCAUGCCAUGUGUGCUGUCGACACUAUUCCUUCAUGCCAUGUGUGCUGUCGACACUAUUCCUUCAUGCCAUGUGUGCUGUCGACACUAUUCCUUCAUGCCAUGUGUGCUGUCGACACUAUUCCUUCAUGCCAUGUGUGCUGUCGACACUAUUCCUUCAUGCCAUGUGUGCUGUCGACACUAUUCCUUCAUGCCAUGUGUGCUGUCGACACUAUUCCUUCAUGCCAUGUGUGCUGUCGACACUAUUCCUUCAUGCCAUGUGUGCUGUCGACACUAUUCCUUCAUGCCAUGUGUGCUGUCGACACUAUUCCUUCAUGCCAUGUGUGCUGUCGACACUAUUCCUUCAUGCCAUGUGUGCUGUCGACACUAUUCCGUCAUGCCAUGUGUGCUGUCGACACUAUUCCGUCAUGCCAUGUGUGCUGUCGACACUAUUCCUUCAUGCCAUGUGUGCUGUCGACACUAUUCCUUCAUGCCAUGUGUGCUGUCGACACUAUUCCUUCAUGCCAUGUGUGCUGUCGACACUAUUCCUUCAUGCCAUGUGUGCUGUCGACACUAUUCCUUCAUGCCAUGUGUGCUGUCGACACUAUUCUUUCAUGCCAUGUGUGCUGUCGACACUAUUCCUUCAUGCCAUGUGUGCUGUCGACACUAUUCCUUCAUGCCAUGUGUGCUGUCGACACUAUUCCUUCAUUCCAUGUGUGCUGUCGAUGGCAUGGGAUAA
Molecule: messenger RNA, 10821 nt
Organism: Closterium sp. Naga37s-1
Lineage: Eukaryota; Viridiplantae; Streptophyta; Zygnematophyceae; Desmidiales; Closteriaceae
Source: the annotation of a GenBank genome assembly